UGUCUGGAUGCGGAAGUAGGACCAUGAACUUCUGAAGUUGCUGCUGCUGCUCCUCUCUCCCUGAAAGAAGAUUGAGCUUCACCCCAGACUGCAACUUCCUUCCUCUCUCCAACAUCUACUAUCUGAAGACAAAAGUUUCAAAGUCAACAGAUAAAGGGCUUAUGCCCAAAAUGUUGAUUCUUCUGCUUCUCUGAUGCUGCUUGCCUUGCUGCGCUUUUCCAGCGACGCAUUUUUUGAUUCUGACUCUCCAGCGUCUCCAGUCCUCACUUUCACAUCAAUGUCUGACAGUCACUCAGUCCAUCAGGACCGCAACAAUUUUCAACUGAUUCUGUGAGAAGGAGCAACGCGUUCUCUUUGGUUCCUGUUUGAGUACGGGGGGACUGGUUGAAAGACUCUACUGUUGCAGCGCAGUGUGUGUGGAGCCUGAAACAACUCUACUGCGUGGAAAGAGGAAUUCAUUGCGGGAUUGUACACGUGUGUGUGUGUGUGUGUGUGUGCAGCUGAAGCUUCAGCCAUGGAGAAACCUGAGGAAACACGCCCCGUUGAGAAACCAUGGAAGUGUGGUGACUGUGGGAAGGGCUUCCGUGUCCCACCUGUCCUAGCGGCUCAUCAGUGCAAUCACACUGGGGAGAGGCCGUUCUCCUGCCCCGAGCAGGCGAAGGGCUUUACUUGCUCCUGUGUCCUGCUGGCCCACCAGCAUAUACAGACUGGUGAGAGGACGUUUUACUGCUCCAUGUGCGGGAAAGGGUUCACUUGGGUGGACAACUUCCAGACCCACCAGCGAUUCCACGCAGGGGAGAGGCUCUUCAGUUGCCAUGAGUGUGGGAAAGCCUUCAGCAAUUCCUCCGACCUGCUGAAGCACCGGCGAGUCCACACGGGGGAGAGGCCAUUCAGCUGCCCCGAAUGCGGGAAGGCCUUCAGCGACUCCUCCAACCUGCUGAGGCACCGGCGGGUCCACACGGGGGAGAGGCCCUUCAGCUGCCCAGAGUGUGGGAAGGCCUUCAGCAAUUCCUCCAACCUGCUGGCCCAUCAGCAGGUCCACACAGGGGAGAGGCCCUUCAGCUGCCCAGAAUGCGGAAAGGCCUUCAGUAAAUCCUCCAACCUGCUGGCCCAUCAGCGGGUUCACACGGGUGAGAGGCCCUUCAGCUGCUCAGAGUGCGGGAAGGCCUUCAGCAAUUCCUCCGACCUGCUGAGACAUCGGCGAAUCCACACGGGGGAGAGGCCUUUCGCCUGCCCAGAGUGUGGUAAGGCCUUCAGCAAUUCCUCUGACCUGUUAUCCCACCGGCGGGUCCAUACCAGGGAAAGGCCAUUCAGCUGCCCCGAGUGCGGGAAGGGGUUCACCCGCUCCUCCAAACUGCUGGCCCACCAAUGGGUCCACACCGGGGAGAGGCCGUUUGCCUGCCCCGACUGCGGGCGGAGGUUCACAUUGUCCUGCAACUUGCGGAGGCACCAGCAGGGGCACAAGGGUGAAAAACCAUGGAAGUGUGGUGACUGUGGGAAAGGCUUCCGUGCUCCGUCUGCCCUGGAGAUUCAUCGGCGCAGUCACACCGGAGAGAGGCCAUUCUUCUGCCCUGAGUGCAGGAAGGCCUUCAGCAAUUCCUCCGCCCUGCAGGCCCACCAGCAGGUCCACACAGGGGAGAGGCCGUUCCCCUGCACUGAGUGCGGCAAGAUCUUUAGCAAUUCCUCCAUCCUGCUGAAGCACCGGCGGGUCCACACGGGGGAGAGGCCCUUCAGCUGCCCUGAGUGCGGGAAGGCCUUUACACAGGCGUCCAUCCUGCUGACCCACCGGCGGAUCCACACUGGGGAGAGGCCGUUCUCCUGCCCCGAGUGUGAGAAGGGAUUCAGUCAGGUGGGCAACUUGCGUACGCAUCAGCGCGUCCACACCGGGGAGAAGCCCUUCAGUUGCCCCGAGUGCGGGAAGGGCUUCAGCGAUUCCUCCGACCUGCUGAAGCACCAAAGGGUCCACACGGGGCAGAAGCCCUUCAGCUGCCCCGAGUGCGGGAAGGCCUUCAGCGAUUCCUCUGCCCUGGUGAAGCAUCGGCGAGUGCACACGGGGGAGAGGCCCUUCAGCUGCCCCGACUGCGGGAAAAGCUUUGCCCGGUCCUCCAACCUGCUGACCCACCGGCGGAUCCACACGGGGGAGAGGCCCUUCAGUUGCCUCGAAUGCGGGAAAGGCUUCACCCGCUCUUCCCACCUCCAGAGCCACCAGCGAGUUCACAUGCCAUCGCAGGGGGUUUGAAGGAGUGACGGCCGAGUGCCAUUAUUGACUGGACGAUCAACCCAGUUCCAGGGAUUCCGGAUUCAAUUCCCACCGCGACAGAUGGUGGAAUUGGAAUUUGGUCAGAAAUCUGGAGUUCAGAAUCUAACGGUGAAACCAUUUUAGGGGUGUGGGGGUGGAGAAACCCCCAUCUGUUUCACUCAGUCGUCCCAGCUGCAUCCUUUACCCGGUCUGGACUGUAUGUGACUCCAGACCCACAGCAGUGUGGCUUAUUCCCCCCGCCCCCCCAAAAGCCCCUGGCAAAUGGGCGAGGAGAAACUUACUUGGACACAGGGUAUGGGUUGAAAUUGCUGAGUGAGGCAAUACUUCCUCCGGGUUAUGGUUGUAAUGAGGAUCCAAUUACAAAGAGACAAUUUCGUGCUGGCCAAUAUUAAAGAAAGGGGAGGCGGGGGUCUGUGUGCACUUUGAUCUUGAGGUGUUUUGUUUUUUAAAAAUCUGCUUUGCUUUCUCUGCCUUUUUGCUGGAGAGAAUCUGAAGCUGUAACAAAGUUGGGUCACAAUAAAGGGUUACCUGAACUUA
Messenger RNA from Hemiscyllium ocellatum (epaulette shark), 2797 nucleotides. Its product is annotated as oocyte zinc finger protein XlCOF7.1-like. Lineage: Eukaryota; Metazoa; Chordata; Chondrichthyes; Orectolobiformes; Hemiscylliidae. The transcript has 4 exons. The coding region runs from base 515 to 2239 and encodes 574 amino acids. The record is from RefSeq and is a predicted model, not a curated record.